Eimeria tenella is the source of this 153-nucleotide messenger RNA. Its product is annotated as synaptosomal-associated protein 25, putative. The coding region runs from base 1 to 153 and encodes 50 amino acids. The transcript is spliced from 2 exons. Lineage: Eukaryota; Apicomplexa; Conoidasida; Eucoccidiorida; Eimeriidae. The record is from RefSeq and is a predicted model, not a curated record.
AUGCUGACGGAGCUGGAGGGCAGGGCCUCGGAAAUAAAUCGGCAGCUGCAGCAGCAAAACGAAACCCUCGGACUAAUUGCUGCUGGAGUGCAGCAAAACAAAGCCGAGAUGGAGAAGCAGCAGCAAGAAAUCAAACGCGCCAUCAAGCGCUGA